UUGGCGCGGGCGGUGGCGCGGGCGGUUAAGCGGCGUGCUGCACAAGGAGCAGGAGUAAAUGUAUAUGAUGAUGAGGAGUUUAUUUUGGCUUUUCUUCUAAAAAAAGAUGCAAUAGAAGAAUCAAAAUGCAAAAAAAAUUUAGAAGAAUACUGUAAAAGCUUAAAUGAAAUAGACAAGGACUUAAAUAAAGUCUAUCCAAAACUAAAGGAAAUUUGCAAAAAUAAUGGAGUACCAAAAUGUACAGGAUUAAAAGACAACAUUGAUAAAAAGUAUACUAGUUUUAAAACAAAACUUGAUGAUGCAUUAAAAAAGGAAAUUCCACAGUUGACAGAAACAGAUUGUAUAAAUCAGCAACAAUGCCUAUUUUUAGAAGGAACAUAUCCUGAUGAUCUCAAAAAUAAGUGCAAUAAUUUGAGAAAUAAAUGUUAUCAAAAGAAACGUGACGAAGUGUCACAAAAAGCUCUUUCGAGAGCACUUAAAGGAAGUCUUGAAAAUAAAGAUAAAUGUAAAGAGGAACUCAAAAAAAUUUGUUUAGAGUUAAGUCAAGAAAAUGACGAAUUAAUGAAAUCAUGUCUUGAUCAAGAGAAGACAUGUAAUGAUCUUGUAAACAAGAUACAAAAUAAAUGUAGUACUUUGAAAACGGGAAUUGAAGACGUAUUUAAAAAUGAUAACCUAUUAAAAAAAAAAUGUCCAUCAUUUCUUGAGGAAUGCCACUACACAUUAAACUGUCAAGAAGCACAUAAACCUGAUUGCAAGAAACUUAUAGAAAAAUGUAAAGAAAAAGAAGUUACUUAUAUAGCGCCAGGUUCGAGUUUUGAUCCUACAGAAUCAAAAACUACACUAGUAAAAAAAAUAGGUUUAAAAAAACUUUAUAAAGAAGCAGCGGAAAAAGGAAUUCAUAUUGGGAAGUCACCUGCUGCAGAUGCAAUUGCUCUUUUAUCAUUAUUGAUUCAAGAUCCAAGUCUUAAAAGUCAAGCAGGUGGUAGAGAAGGAAAAUGCAAAAAAGUUCUUGAAAAUAAAUGUAAAGAUUUCCAAGAUCAUGACAUUCUAGGAAAUUUAUGUACUGGUGGUAAUGCUAAUGGAAAUGGAACCGCACAAUGUGGUAAAUUGGAGGAAGAUAUUGAAAAAGUAUGCAAAAUUUUCACAUUAAAAAUUGUUAAUAAUCAUCUAUUUGACGUAACAAAAGGAAAUAAUGGAAUUAUUAUAUGGAAUAAAUUGCCAACAUUUCUCAGCAAUGGAGAUUGUGAAACUCUAGAGUCAUAUUGUCUUUAUUAUGGAGAAAAUUGUCCAAAUGGUAAAGAAGCAUGUGUGAAUGUAAAAGCUGCAUGUUACAAAAAAGGACUUGAUGGGUUAGCAAAUGAAGUCUUGGAAGAAAAUAUGCGGGGAAUGUUACGUCGUUCAAACAAAACAUGGCUUAAAGAUUUUCAAAAAAGGCUAAUAAAAGAAUGCAAGGAACUUAGAGAAAAGGGUAACGGUGUUUUUUCAAGCGAUGAAUUGUUUUUGUUAUGUCUACGGCCGCUAAAAACGGCUAUUGUGCUUUCAGCAGAUUUACGAAUGAAAUCAGUCUUUUUACUAAGACAUUUAGACAAAAAGCGAGAUCUUCCAACGAAAGAAGAUUGUGAAAAAUUACAAGAGAAAUGUAGAAUACUAGGGCAUGAUUCGAAAGAGAUUGAAUGGCCAUGUCGUACAUUAACGCAACAUUGCAAUCGGCUGGAAAGUAUAGAGCACUUGGAAAAAGAAAUGUUAGAGGAAAAUAAAGGAUAUUUAAAAGAUAAAGAUACAUGUGAGGCAGAAAUUUAUAAACGCUGUAAAAAAUGGAUUAGAAGGGAAAAUAACAAGUUUUUUCAUGCAUGUCUUUCAUUAGAAUUUGCUUGCAAAAAGAUUACAGAAAAUGUUAAAUCUAAAUGUGUUGCAUUGAGUAGAAACAUAGAAACUAUGGAUAUUUUAAAGAAAGUAACUCAAGAAGAUAAAAUGGAAGAAACAUGCGAGUUUUGGACUCCGUAUUGUAAAAAGUUUAUGCCAAAUUGUAAUGAACUUAAAGAAGAUGGAGGAAAGGAUGGAAAAUGCAAAGAGCUUAAUGAGAAAUGCAAGCUAUUCCUUGAAAGGAAAGACUUAGAAGAUAAAGUUGCAGAAGAAUUGAAAGGUAAUUUGUCAAAAGUAAGAGAAUGUAACAAUGCACUUAACAUAUACUGCACGGAAUGGAAAAAAGCAAAGAAUGGACUUGAAACAUUGUGUAUUGGUGAAACUAAAAAAAUGAAUGAAACUCAAGUUAAAGAAAAGCUUUGCAAAAGAUUAGUGCAACGUAUAAAAAGAAAGUGCCCAGGGUUGAAGAGCAAACUUGAAGAAGUGAAGGAUGAAUUGGAGAAAAAAAAGAAAGACUAUGAAGAAAUUAGAAAAAAGGCAGAAGAAGCAAUGAAAAAUGCAAAUCUUAUUUUAUCAAGAGUAAAAGCAUCAAAUAAUGAGUCAACGAAUAGUUCUGUUCCUAAUGUAUUAAAUAAAGAGAAAAAUAUAACACAAUUUAGACUUGUAAAGAGAGAUACAAAAGCAAAAGUGACAGAAGAGGAAGUCAAAGCAUUUGAUUUGGUAGCACAAGCAUUUGAACUCUAUGUAGAAUUGAGGGAGGUAUGUCAGCAUUCAUUAAAGGAGUGUGUAUUUAAAAAAGAAUGUGGUUGUGGCGAUCCAUGUAAAACAAUAGAAAAUAAAUGUUAUGGGUUGAAACCAUUAGAAAUAAAGCCACACGAAAUAGAAACAACGACGACAACGACCACAACCACAACCACCACAACAACAACAAAGACAGAAGGAGAAGGGAAGACGGCAGAGUGCCAGUCUCUGCAGACGACAGACACAUGGGUCACAAAGACGUCGACCCAUACUAGCACAUCCACGACUACGUCCACGGUCACGUCAAGAAUAACGUUGACCUCGACGAGGCGGUGUAAGCCUACGAAGUGCACGACAGGAGAGGAAGAUGAUGCAGGUGACGUGAAGCCGAGUGAAGGGCUGAGGAUGAGUGGGUGGAAUGUGAUGAGGGGGGUGUUACUAGCAAUGAUGAUUUCAUUCAUGAUUUAA
Molecule: messenger RNA, 3072 nt
Organism: Pneumocystis jirovecii RU7
Lineage: Eukaryota; Fungi; Ascomycota; Pneumocystomycetes; Pneumocystales; Pneumocystaceae
Exons: 1
Source: RefSeq, a predicted model, not a curated record